AUGAAGAUACGCCUAAUUAUGACAAAAUGGUUUCAUUUUCUUGUCGUGGAAAAAAACUGUGAAAAUAUAAUUAGAAUGACAAACAAUGAUGAAUUACAAAUAUUCCCUGAUUUGGUAGCGAAGUAG
Entrophospora sp. SA101 is the source of this 126-nucleotide messenger RNA. The record is from the annotation of a GenBank genome assembly. NCBI's taxonomy places the organism in Eukaryota, Fungi, Glomeromycota, Glomeromycetes, Entrophosporales, Entrophosporaceae.